AUGUCCAACGAAAGGUACUCUAUUGAAAAGGCCUACAGGAUUCUAGGCAUGUCAGAUGAGACUGAAGGGGAAACCUUACUGACAAAAUCUGCCUCAGAAUACAAACCUGUAGACAGCAGCGAAACCCUGACAGAUAUCUCAGAUGAUGGAGAAGAGGUCUCUGCUAAGGGCAGGCGUACCCGACCCCAUUCCCAGAUUGCUGAGGUGUUACAAUUGCAUGAUGAUUCUCAUGUGCAGCAGAGUGCCAGUACUAGUGCCGCUCAACCUUUUGGUGAACUGGCGAACACCAACGGCCUAGUACAUCCUGGUCUUUCAAAUACCAGCACUGCAGUAUCACUUGGUGACGUAGAAAGUCCCAUAAGUGCAGUGCAAGCUGGUGCGCUGGCUAGCACAAGUAGUGUCCUGCAGCUACCAAGAAUUCACACACAGGCCCAUAGAGCCCCUAGUGUUCUUCCGGAUGUGCUUGCAAAUUCUGAUUGCCAGCCCACAAAUUCUACAGCACCUGUACUUCCCCCAUUCACUGCCCAACCCGGAAUUCAGGUGGAAACAGCAAAUUUAACUACUCCCCUUGAUUUUUUUGGAGCUGUUUUUUUACAAAAGAUCUGUAUGCAUUGAUUGUGGACAAAGAAAUUUAUCUGCACAACAGUUUAUCGCCGCCAACCCAAAUUCAAACCUUGCCAGACCAUUUGCAUGGAAACCUAUUAUGGUUUCCAAAUUUAAAGUUUUUUUGGGGCCUAACCCUCAACAUGGACAUUACUAAAAUUGUGGUUGUAUUGGUCAACAGACCCGAUUCAUCAUAUGCCUAUGUUCUAUGCUGCCAUGGCCAGGCAUAGAUAUGAGAAUAUAAUGCUCUUCAUGCAUUUCAAUGACAAUACACUCGGUCGUCCUUGGAGUGACCCUGAAUUUGACUGGCUCCACAAAAUUCGGCCCCUCGUAAAUCACCCUAACCAAAAAUUUGCAGAUGUCUAUACUCCCCAGCAAAACAUCUGUGUUGAUGAUUCCCUCAUAAAUCUUUCUGGCUGCCUUGCAUUUAAACAAUCUCUCCUCAGCAAGCGUGCCAGAUUUGGGGUCAAGAUGUGUAAGACCUGUGAGAGGGCAACAGGCUAUACAUAUAAGUUUUGGAUUUAUGAGGGAAAAGACAGUCACAUGGAGCCCCCCCGGAUGCCCAAACUACAUGGGGAGCAGUGGCAAGAUAGUUGGGGACUUGGUGUCAUCCUUUUUCCAUAUGGGGUACCACUUAUACAUGGAUAAUUUUUAUUCAAGCGUGCCACUAUUUAGACAUUUGUACAAUCCUGGA
Staurois parvus is the source of this 1297-nucleotide messenger RNA. The record is from the annotation of a GenBank genome assembly. Lineage: Eukaryota; Metazoa; Chordata; Amphibia; Anura; Ranidae.